UUCCCAUCGACUUUCCCGAUUCUCCCUCCGCUCCAUCCAGAUGUCGCCCCAUUACCGCCACCCUCAAUCGAACUUCGAGCCUCCGCCGCCGGCGCCACCGUCGUUCCUCCACAACUUAUCGACCGCCCUCAGUCCCCCAACGAAUGAACGCGAAGGGCAUAGUAUUUCCGCCUACGUACCUCGCAAAGGGCCAGUUUGAACCCCCCCAUAGAGCGCACAGCGCGCUUACAUAUCCAGCUACGUGUGUGUGUGUGCAUACGAGUGCGAGCAACGCUCCGGACCCCCUCUAAAAUCCGCUCUGUAUUAUGAGCGAGGAGCUGUAGGACCCGCGGCAUUCAACAGUUUGAUGACUACAUUAAUAAUUUCCGCUAAUUCACAGUGACAGUGCGAUGUGUGUUAGUAAAGCGGUUUAGCGGUCUCCGGGGGGACGAGCGGGUCGCCGUUUAUCAUGCAGGAGGCUCCUUGAAGCUCUAACGGGGGCGGACAUGAGCGCGAUUAGGGCCUGGGGGGCCCUCGUCGGGCUGUUGGCGGCGUGUUGUUUGGUCGAAGGCGGUGUGGCCGACAACGAGGUCGAUAGGACGCAAUUCGAAGCCGCCUUUCAAGGUCGAUGUGAUGAGACUAGUCCGUGCGAUCAGCUCUGUUAUGAGUUGCACGAUGGAAUGUACGAAUGCGAUUGCAAAGAGGGCUAUAUACUGCGCGAGGACGGUUAUAGCUGUUACGAAAUCAACUCGACGGUGUCCCCUUUUUCCGUCGAAGACCUGAUGACGUCGGGCGUCGAGGACGUCCUCUAUCAAAAGGACGCCGUGAUGGACGCCGUCGAAAUCCUCCCCGCCAACGCCACCGACGCCGCCAAACCGGACGACGCCGCGACGGCCGUCGUCAACGUCACGACGCCGUCCGUCGGCAAAAUCAAUUUCACCACUCAGGGUCCCCGGCUCGAGCAAAAACUCACCUCCGACGGCCACGCGGCCGCCAAAUCGACGACGCCCAUCCGCGCCGUGCCCAACAUCACGGCCUCCGUCUCCACCGUCAAACCCUGCCCCCUCGACUGCGGCCCCGGCGGCGGCUGCAGCCUCGAAGACCUCGAAACCCCCAUGUGCUUGUGCCCUCUCGGCCGGUCCGGCGAAAGAUGCCAAAUCGAAAGGGAGAUCGAAUCGCCGAGAUUCACGGGCUCGAGCUGGCUGGCCUUUCCGGCCCUGCGAGGAGCCUACAAGCACGUCCAGCUGAGCCUAGAACUGAGGCCGGAAGCCUACGAUGGAAUCUUCUUUCUGACGGGCGAACGCGACGAUAUGGCCGGCGAUUUUAUGGCAUUGCUGCUGCAUCAAGGCUUCGUGGAAUUCCGAUUCGACUGCGGCUCGGGCGUGGGCGUGGUGCGCUCCGAGGAGACGGUGCUGCUGAACCAAUGGAACCACGUGACGUUGUACAGGCACCGGUGGGACGCGUGGCUGCAGCUGAACAACGGCAAGCACGUGCAGGGCCGCAGCAAGGGCCUGUUCUCGCGCAUCACCUUCAGGGAGCCGCUGUUCAUCGGCGGGCCGGGCAACACCACCGGCUUGGAGGAGAAGCUGCCCGUCUCGAACGGCAUGAAGGGCUGCAUCAGGCACUUGGAGGUGAACGAUCACGCGUACAAGUUCGCGCCGGUGCCCAAGGGGGAGGCGGCCAAAGGGUAUGGAAUCGAGGAAUGCACUGCUGAUAGAUGUAGUCACGUGCCAUGUCAACAUGGAGGUAAAUGCCUAACGAGCGACAAAUCGGCCAUUUGUUUGUGCCCUUUGGGGUUUUCCGGCGACUUAUGCGAAAUCCGAGUUGAUUUACAAGUACCAUCAUUCAACGGUUCGAGCCACCUAAGGUACCGCGGAUUAGCCGAAACCGCCCUGACGUGGCUCGACCUGGACGUCACCUUCAAACCCACCUCACCGGACGGGCUGCUGAUCUACAACGGCCACCGCAUCGACGGCUCCGGCGACUUCAUCGGCGUCCACCUGGACGCCGGCCACGUCGUCUUCACCUACAACCUCGGCACCGGCGCCGCAUCGGCGACAACCCGCCGGCCGGUCGCCUUGGGCGAAUGGCACCAGCUGAGGAUAUCGCGCACCGGCCGGCUCGCCGUGCUCGCCGUCGACCGGCAGCCGCCCGUCGAGGUGCUCAGCCCCGGCGCCUUCACGCAGCUCUCGCUGCCCCAGAACCUCUACCUGGGCGGCGUGCCCAACUUCGGCAUCGUCGCGCCCCACAUACCGGCCAAGACGUCGUUCGUCGGGUGCAUCCAGCGCGUGCGCGUCAACGCCCAACCCGUCGCCAUUCUGGCCGAGGCCCUCGGCGGGGCCAACGUCGACAACUGCCCCCAUCCGUGCGUCGCCAGGCCCUGCGGCGAAGACGGCGACUGCGUACCCGAAAUGGAGUACUUCUCCUGCAAGUGUAAACCAGGCUACAGAGACCGCUUGUGCUCCAGGGGCCCGCCUUACUUCCACGGCGAAGACAGCUACAUUCGAGCGGGCGACGCCGCCGCCGUCGAAGCGGCGUCGUCGGAUCGCUUCGUGGUGAAUGUGCGCUUUAAAAUCGCCGAUAAAUCGGGCCUCUUACUCAGCGCCUUCGGCAACGGCAGCUACCUCUCGCUGGGGCUCGAAGACGGGGCGCUCGUGUUGAGGUUCAACACCCGAGGCGGCGACGAGGAGAUCAAAGUGGUGCACAACUCCAGCACCGUCUACGACAGGCUCUGGCAUCGAGUCAAAGCCGUUAAGAGCGGUUCCAUCGGCCUACUGAUAGUGGAUAACGGCGCCGCGGUGACGCGACAAUCGGUGGACGUUUCGACGAGGAAAGUAAUCGAUCCGAGCGACGAGGGGCUGUACGUGGGGGGCAUGCCGGGCGCGUCGUUGAGGAGGCUAACGGGGUACUCGACGGGCAUCGUGGGCUGCGUGGCCGACCUGGUGGUCAAUACGGAUCUGCACCUGCAGCUGGUGGCCCGAUCGGAGCUCGGCCACAACGUCAGUGAGUGCGAGGCAUGAGCCCGAAACGCCGUCAAUUAAAAACUGAUGAAUUAACACGAAACCUUACACGAUUAAAACAGAACACACACACGUAAAUAUAAAUGCAAAUACAAAGUAUAAUUGAAAGUCAAUAUUUAUAGCGCAAUUGAGACCAAACAAAACAAGAGUAAUGACAAAGUAUAUGUAUGAUAUAAUAAAGAGACGCCCGGGGGCCUAGGACUUUUUAGCGUGAAUGUAUAAAAAAAAACGAUUCUUCUAGAACUGGAACUUUUUUCCUUUAUUUUGACCCGAGAGCGAUGCAAAAUGGAAGAAUAUAAAUAUUAUAACUCAUAAGGCUGAUUUACCGACAUGAUUGAAACACUAGCCGAGAUGCGGUCAUGACAAUUAAUAGUAGAGUAGCAAUUACCCAAUAUUCAAACAAUAUUUACUUAGCACAUAUCAUCGAGAUUUUGCUAUAAUUUACUAAUACUAAUAAUGCAAUGUUUAAUUCACAAGUCAAUUCGUUUAUUAAAAAGUGAGAAGUCUAUAAAUUGGUACAUAUCCUGUUGAAAAAGCAAUAACUUUCGUCCAUAAAACAACGAAUGUAUACGACUCGAUUUUUCAGUUAAAAAAAUACAAUCGAGUUACUAUUAAUUGAAUAAAUUGGUGUAAUUAAAAAUACAGCAUUUGCUACUCUACUAUAAUGUGCCUUAAAAAAAAUCAGUAUCACAAAUCGUAAUUUUUUCAUGUAAGAAAAAACUAUUAAAAAAGGCAGUAAUGUUUGUUACCGUAUCUUAAAAAAAGCAGACCUAAUUCUGUUAUUUAAAAAAAAUAUUCCAGGUAAAAUCUUUAUGUAACAACAAUCGAUUUUAUUUGUAGUGGAAUAAAUACAUAGAAAAAAAUCGAAAAAAAAUCGGGCUAUUUAUUAUGUAAUAAAGCAAAUAUUUAAAUUCGAGAAUUAGGUCGAAGGGUUACUCAAAUAAUCCGAUAAAUUUAUGUUAAUUGCCAGCCGACAAAGGCACAAUUCGGGGAUUUGUGUUUAGAAUUGUAGAUAGUUUGACUAAAAAAUGACUUAAUUAUAAGAUCGGGCUUUUGUACUGUCUUUCAUUUUUUGAUAAGUAUAUUUAAAUAAAUCUUAAUAAAACGUCGAAAAGCAUCCAAAAGCUGCUUUUCACGAAAAUAACGUGCAUUACCAAUAACCCGUCACCCUUUGAUUAAUCUUCUAUAAUUUAUUAGUAUAAAUUAUAUAAAUCAAUCACCUCGUAUUUUGUGAAUUUAGAAACGAAUAUUUUAGUGAAAGGCACGCGCACAUAAUAAAAAUAACUUCGAUCAUAUCAUUUUUAGAUAAGACUUUCGACGUGUAGCGUUCGCGAAAAUUCCAAUUUCCCGGAUGCUUUUCCGCGUUUCGUCCGCAUUGUCACGUUUUCGCAAUAAAAAAAAAAUUAGGUACUAAUUGGUCCAGUGUAAAACCCACCUUGUUAUAUAACUAAUGUAUAUGAACUCUUAUUUGUACAGGUAGACUAAUUUGUGCGUUAUUAAAAUGCUUUUGAUCUAAAUCCCGACUUUGAUUCGACUCUAGUUUUCAAUGUGACGUUAUUUUCUAGUGAUACACCUAGUUUUUAUUUGGCUUGUUUUAUAUCACAACAAUUGGGUUAAUAAAAACAGUUUAUUAU
Phyllotreta striolata is the source of this 4633-nucleotide messenger RNA. Lineage: Eukaryota; Metazoa; Arthropoda; Insecta; Coleoptera; Chrysomelidae. The record is from the annotation of a GenBank genome assembly.